GUAGGAGUUUGCAAACCACUAUGUAAAUAGGCUCCAUAUCAUAACUAUCUUAGAUCAGCUGUGGUAGAGGUUAACUUUGGUUGUGACACCAGCAAUUCAGGGAUUCAAUCUGUGAAACAAUCAACAAUUAAACAGAGGUUGGAGAGAAAGAGGGAGGGAAGAAAUGAAAGGAAGGGGAAACAAUUCAUUGCAUUGUGUCCGCUGGCUCAUGCUUGGACUAGUUUCAGCUGAAUAGCAGAAAAGGACAGGCCAAAAGCAGAAAAGCACAGGCCAAAAAGAGGCAGAAAGGGAAGGACUAGCCUUUUCAAUGAUCAGACCCUGAAAGACAAGGUGCCUUCAGUGCAUACAUUUUUUUUUGCCUUGAAAGCCAUAUUUGCCUUUUCAUUACACACCCACACACGUGGCAAUGCUGAAGAAGAAAAAGGAUGGUGAAGGCAGUGGUCAGCCCUGUGUGAAAAAGAUCCAGUUUGCAGACCAGAAACAGGAGUUCAACAAGCGACCCUCCAAGAUUGGCCGACGUUCUCUGUCUCGCUCCAUUUCCCAGUCCUCCACAGACAGCUACAGCUCAGCAGCGUCAUACACAGACAGCUCUGAUGAUGAGACGUCUCCUCGUGACAAACAGCAGAAGAACUCCAAGGGCAAUGGAGACUUCUGCAUCAAAAACAUCAAACAGGCAGACUUUGGACGCAGAGAGAUCGAGAUUGCAGAGCAAGAGAUGCCAGCUCUGAUGGCUCUGAGGAAGCGUGCCCAGGGUGAGAAACCCCUCGCUGGUGCCAAGGUGGUGGGCUGCACCCACAUCACUGCCCAGACUGCUGUGCUGAUGGAGACUCUGUCAGCUUUGGGGGCUCAGUGUAGAUGGGCAGCCUGCAACAUUUACUCCACUCAGAAUGAAGUGGCUGCUGCCCUGGCAGAAGGAGGUUUCAGUGUAUUUGCAUGGAAGGGUGAGUCAGAGGAUGACUUUUGGUGGUGCAUCGAUCGCUGCGUCAACGUGGAAGGCUGGCAGCCCAACAUGAUCUUGGAUGAUGGUGGAGAUCUCACUCACUGGAUCUAUAAGAAAUACCCCAACAUGUUCAAGAAAAUCAAGGGUAUUGUAGAAGAGAGCGUUACUGGAGUACACCGGUUGUACCAGCUGUCAAAGGCAGGGAAGCUCUGUGUUCCAGCCAUGAACGUCAAUGACUCAGUGACCAAGCAGAAGUUUGAUAACCUCUAUUGCUGCAGGGAGUCCAUCCUAGAUGGCCUGAAGAGGACCACCGAUGUCAUGUUUGGAGGCAAACAGGUGGUGGUGUGUGGAUAUGGAGAGGUGGGAAAAGGCUGCUGUGCUGCACUUAAAGCAAUGGGCUCCAUCGUAUAUGUCACAGAGAUCGAUCCAAUCUGUGCCUUGCAGGCCUGCAUGGAUGGCUUCCGGCUGGUGAAGCUUAACGAAGUCAUGAGACAAGUGGACAUUGUCAUCACCUGCACAGGUAAUAAGAAUGUGGUGGUGAGAGAAAACCUGGACCGCAUGAAGAAUGGCUGCAUUGUCUGCAACAUGGGACACUCCAACACUGAGAUUGAUGUGGCAAGCCUGCGGACUCCUGAACUGACCUGGGAGAGAGUGCGCUCACAGGUGGACCACGUCAUCUGGCCCGAUGGCAAAAGGAUAGUCCUGCUGGCUGAGGGUCGUCUGCUGAACCUCAGCUGUUCCACUGUGCCCACGUUUGUGCUCUCCAUCACAGCCACGACCCAGGCACUGGCUCUGAUAGAGCUGUACAAUGCACCAGAGGGACGCUACAAACAAGAUGUUUACCUGCUGCCCAAGAAGAUGGAUGAGUACGUGGCCAGCCUCCAUCUCCCCACAUUUGACGCACAUCUUACAGAGCUGACUGACGAGCAGGCCAAGUAUCUGGGCUUGAACAAGAACGGGCCCUUCAAGCCAAACUACUAUAGGUAUUAAACAGUGUUGGUGUUGGACUGAGAAACCCCCACUACUUCAUGAAUCGCACAGACUUGUAAUGAGGAGGAGGAAGAGGAAGAUGAGGAUGACCGAUGGAAGGAUGGACAGAAAAGUCAACACUUCUGCUUUAUAUUGUGGGGAGGGGGAGGAGCUUCGACUGAGCCUGACGGGGAAAAGAGGGCAGAGGGUUGAGGCUUUCCCUGCACUUAUGGCAGUUGUUUUAUUUAUUCAAGCUUGACAACAACUAAAAUCACAUUAACUCUAAGUUCAUGGAGCUGCUCCUGCCAUUCACCAUUCGGUAGCUCUGUUAAAAAACAUCUUCUGGAAGAUGAUUUGUCUCCUCCUACUCGUCAUUUGACCACCAUUAUCUCUCUCUCUCUUUAGGCGCUCAUUUUUGUGUCAAGUUCUAUAUAAAUCCUCCCUCCUUGUUUCCCAUUGCCAGAUCUUUUAUUGUUUAACUAUUAAAGAUAUUGACGCUAAACAGAUAUAUACUAUAUAGAAAAAAAACUUGAUUUAAAAAAUCUGUGCGAAUGAAGAUGAACUCUGAAGAUUUAGUGAGACACAUUUUCCUGUUUUUUUUUUUUUCUUUUUGUUGUUUUCUUUUCUACUUGUGAUUGUUUUUGUUUUCUCUUGUGUAAUAUUUGUGAGGGCGGGGUUAGACAUAGUGGGUGGGGUUAGGCGGGAUCUCAGGGUCCAAUCAUAUCAUUACUUUUAUUUGAUUGUUUCAUUGAGAUUCACAGUUUGUGUUUUUAAACUUUUUUUUUUUUUUACAUGUUCUUUCCCUUCAGAUCAGCCUGUAGUUUGUCGGCUUCUAAUUUUAACGUGACUGCACCGUGGCCGGUCUUUCCCACCUGUCACUCAAAGUGAAACCAUCUCAUUGGCUGUUUUUUCUCGCCUCUUAGCUGCUCACAUAAUGCCAGUGUUGAAGUAAUGCAAAGUAUUUCAAUCUAGUGAGAACCUUUCAUUUUUGUCUGUUCCUUUUAUCAGCUAUUACUGUACUGUAUUAGAGGCAUUGCAGGUUGUCAGAUCAUUACAAGGGGUAUACUGUAUAUCUAGAUAUUUAUAUAAAAACACAGAUUUUCUAUCUUUCUCUCUUCUGCACCACCUUAUAUCUUUACUUUUAGGGAAAAAUCGAUGUAUGUUAUAAAGAUAAGAAACUGAGUGUCCUAAUUACUUAAUAAUACAUGUACUAAAACACUCAUUUUGAAUACUGUGACAAUAUUUACAGAGAAACCAAAUGUGCAGAAAGUUGCUGUAAGCCUGGUACUUCAGUUCAAUUCUCCAGUCAGGUCCUCUUUAAAGCAUGGUGCUGUUAAAUCCUGUACUAUCACAUACCAUAAGUCUUUGGUACUCUUUUGUUAUAGUUAAGGGGUUCAAUUACACCAUGGUUUGUUUUUCUCCAUCCAUCUAAACUCAACUGCUGUCUCUUAAUAAUUUGCAUUCCAAGAUUUCUUCGUUUUUAUAAGGUGCCCUGUCUAUUAGGCAUACUUGCCUUGGUUUAUUUUAGUUUCUGUACUUUUCCCCACCUGAAAGAUUUCAUUCUUUCAGGAUAAUGAGCUGAACAGUUGUCAUCCUCAGCUGCCUGUCCCAGUAGACCUUACUGUGGAAAUUCAAGUCCCGACAGUCAUUUCACCUGACAGCCAGAGCAUUCUGUCGCUACUGGCGCUACACCUGAACCAAUCAGAUUCUCUGCUCUCCUGCUGGGAGACAUUGCCAGCUCUGCAACUCUCAACAACUCUGACAGAGUGGGGCCACAAACAUAACACACAAGCGCUGCAGCUCACUAUCCUGAUCUGAAAAUUUACCUUAAAAAGAUGUGAUGAACACAUCAUUACUUAAGUACAAGCAUGCCCAUCGGUUUUAUGUGAUCUUUAUGUGGCAUUGUGCCAUGAGUGUACACAACAGAAAAACAACCAAAGGCAUUAAAUCUAACAAAAACUCUCACAUUUUUAACUUGUGUAAUAACCUCUCGGAUGAAUUUUCUGUAUGGCCAUAAACCAAUAUGUAAUAACAAGAGUGUAUACUGUGUCACAGCACAUACAGUCUCCAUGUCACACCGUUUCCUGCUGAUGUACAUGCAUUUCUCUGUCCUUGUGCUGUUGAGAAUCCCUUCUUAAAGUAGAGUGACUUGUUGUCUGUGUAGUUCCUCAACCUUUUGUCUUGAGCCUUAUUUUUCCCCUUGUAUCUGUGUGAAUGUGUUAAUGACUAAAUGACAUCUUGAGCGAAAGAUGAGGUGGUGAAGAUGAUUGUGUGUCUAAGGUCAUCACAUGUGGUACACAUCCUUUUAUUUUUUGUAGGCCAUGGUUGCUUUGUUAACAGCUGCCUCAGGAUCCUAGCCUGUGUGUUAGGGGGAGAACAUUUUUAUUUUGUCAGCCGUAAGCUGACCAACACUGGGUGGGCGUGGGAAGACACCAGCAUCGUAUAUGUAUAUACAUACUAUAUACAGAUAUGACAACCUUUAAAAGUAUGGGAAGGAAAAGAAGAAUCAACUCCUGUAUUUAUUGUUAUAAAUCCUCAUACAGUGCAAACUGGCAAAUUCUCAAACAUGUUUUAAGUUGUCUAAUAAAGAAAAAAACCUAUGUUUAAAUAUUGCUAGUGAUAAUUGUAGAUGAUAAGCAAUAAUUAAAAAAUUCUGUAAUCUCAAUGAAUAAAGAUGUAAAAAUUGUA
This is a messenger RNA of Sphaeramia orbicularis (orbiculate cardinalfish), 4597 nucleotides long. RefSeq names its product adenosylhomocysteinase like 2b (gene ahcyl2b). NCBI's taxonomy places the organism in Eukaryota, Metazoa, Chordata, Actinopteri, Kurtiformes, Apogonidae. The record is from RefSeq and is a predicted model, not a curated record. The transcript has 17 exons. Gene Ontology annotation, cellular component: cytosol. The coding region runs from base 407 to 1930 and encodes 507 amino acids. Gene Ontology annotation, biological process: L-methionine cycle.